Molecule: messenger RNA, 555 nt
Organism: Caenorhabditis bovis
Lineage: Eukaryota; Metazoa; Nematoda; Chromadorea; Rhabditida; Rhabditidae
Source: the annotation of a GenBank genome assembly
AUGCGUGGUGGUAUUCAAAAUUCGAAAUCAUCGCCGAAUAUUGCGAGACCCGCGCAUUUGGUGUUCCCUGAGGAUUGUAUCGGCCAGUUGCGACCGAGGACGGGUAGUUUAGACGACGAGAAGAAGUCUGAUGAUCCGACGAUUGGAUUUUUCACGCCUCGAGCGACAGUUAAAGAAAAAACACCAGUUUUUAAUAUUCCUUCGAUAGUUGUUGAGCAUAAUGCCGAUUCGCCGAGGGAAGAAAUCCUGAAUGCUGAUGAAUACGAAACGCGGAAUAUCAAGUCUUCGUCGAAUUAUGAUAGUGUUAGCGAUAUUCUAGACGCUGUGAAACAAAGAUUGCGAAAAAUUUCGAAUGUCACGCCUUCAAUGAGACCGCCAGCUUCGAAUUCCAGAGAAAAUGCUUCAGAAGGUUCGCUAGGAGAUGGAAAAAUUCAAUUCGCGUUGUCUCAAACGCCGCCGGUGAGCUAUGAGCGUGGAAGUGCGGGUCUCGCCGCGAACCAUUCACAUCAGCAGCCGACACUGUCGCCGGUAAUUCAGUGCUUUUCAAAAGAGUGA